AUAUCUUGUCUGAAGUGCUUCAUAAUGACUCGACGCAGACUUCCAUAGCACUACCACGUAAUUCGCGUGAUCUUUUACGUUCAAGGUAACCUUGACCGAGUUAAGAUUCUGCUCUACAUGCAAAAUCAUCCAUCUUACCCGGUGCUUUCGCAACUGCUCGAAAAGUAUCCUGCAACCGGAGGCGCGCUGUUCCAGGUGUACAAUGACCUGACGCUCGCACAAAAAUGGAUCGAUGUCGAGGUUAUCGACCUUCCAGCUUGCAAACGAGCCGCGAUCAAAGGCAAACGGCCAACUCCUGACACGGACCGAGCGCCGUCCAUCUGCAUUGUAGUACCUUGCUCGUUGUCUGAGUCAAUAUCUGCAUCGUGGCUUCGCGCUGCUUUUACUAGCCUUGAUCCUUUACCGUCAGAGAUUUAUGUGGCCAUUACCUCGGAAGACACGUCAACAGUCUAUUAUAAGAUCAGCCAGGGAAUCGUCAAGCCACCUGUAUAAGGCGUCCUGGCGCGUUUGACAUCGGCAGUUAGUCGAUAGGAGUAUCUAACUGAUGG
Molecule: messenger RNA, 548 nt
Organism: Suillus fuscotomentosus
Lineage: Eukaryota; Fungi; Basidiomycota; Agaricomycetes; Boletales; Suillaceae
Product: tRNA intron endonuclease
Exons: 5
Coding region: 118-492 (124 amino acids)
Biological process (GO): tRNA splicing, via endonucleolytic cleavage and ligation
Molecular function (GO): nucleic acid binding
Source: RefSeq, a predicted model, not a curated record